UCCGUAGUGAGAUAAUAUUACAGAUAGUAAAAUACUUCUUUAGCGCUCUCUCUCUAUAUAUAAUUUAUAACAUAAUCAAAUAAUUUCCUAUAAAAAACUGAAUUUGAAGAGGGUGAAAAGCUGAGUGCAACCGUACAAGCAAGCGAAACUAACAAAGGCAUAGGCCAAUUGAAAAGCGAAACAAACUCUGCUACAAAAUCACAAAUUAAAGCCCUUCUAAUCUUCAUCCUCGCGAUUCAAGAUUGAACUCAUCAUCCAACAUUGGUUUAGUAGGUACUAAUGGAUCUCGUGGAUACAAACUGCAUCAUUCCUGAAGAUGUAUUUCGGGACAUCCUUUCGCGGCUUCCGGUGAGAAACUUGUUGCAAUUCAGGUGUGUGAGUAAGUCAUGGUGCGCCCUGAUUGACGACCCCACCUUCAUUCAAACACACUACAAUGCUCAAUAUGCAUUGCACAAAGUACAUGGUGAUCUGCCCAAACUUCUCUGGAAACACUUGUUAACCAUACGACGAAUCUAUCCAAUCCAAUGCCAUCUUCUUUCUAAACAGCACGGGGAUGACACUGUUUUGAAUCUGACACCUGAUGUAGAGCGUCUUACAAACUCUAUUUUCCCCAAUCAUCCGUAUAUAAGCUUUGAUGUCUUUUGCCGAGGCAUUGCUAAUGGCAUUAUUUGCCUUCAAUUUAGAGGCAUGGAUGUAAAACAAUUGGGCAGGGGAUUUUUUAGUUGUGGCUUGUGGAAUCCUGCGUCUCGAGAGGUGAAGAUUGUUGCCUUUCCACAUUUGCCCGAUCAACGUACACGUAUACCUGGAGGGUUUGGGUUCGAUGUUGUUGGUUUCGGGUUUGAUCCUGUGUCGAAUGAUUAUAAGAUUGUGGCUAUUAUUCCUGUUAAGUCAGACAUUGUUUUGUUGUACAUGGUCUACUCACUAAGCACCGACUUUUGGAAGAGGGUUUGCCAACCAUCUUUAUUGGGUAUAAACGCUACUGUGAGGUGUCCUGGAAUGGAUGCGUGUUUCAAUGGUGUACAUUAUUGGAUUGCUAAUCUUCUGAACAAUGAGUAUGACCCUAAAAUAUUUAGGAUCCUAUCAUAUAACUUUAGCACCGAGGUGUUCAGGUUUUCUGAUCCACCGCAAGGCGCUCUUCCACCCGUAGGUUACAACAGUGACAAAGUGAUGUGGAACAUUGGGCUACACAAUGAAAGUAUUGCUCUUUUUUUCAUUCGCACAGCGGGUGAGGCUAGUGUUGACAUCUGGACAGCCACUGAAUUCGAGGAUGGCGACUUUGGAGCUCCAUUGGCAUGGCAAUGUUUAAUUUCCAUCAAACCAAUUAUUGAACGAUUGGGUUCGUGGGUUGGGGCGCAACGGAUGAAUGGUGAUCUUUUAUUUUCUAUGUUUGAUUGUGAGUUGAGCCUUUACAAUCCCACAACAGGCCAGUUCCGGAGAAUGGGUAUUAACUUUGAUAUAUGUUUUGGAUAUGUAGAGAGUUUGUUCCCUUUGUCAAGGAGAGUUGUUGUAUUGACAUAAAUAAUAAUGCAUCUGUACCCCUUAAAAUAAAAUAAUAAAAAUUAUGCAUUUGUAAAUAAUAAGUAACAUAAUUCG
Messenger RNA from Chenopodium quinoa (quinoa), 1593 nucleotides. Its product is annotated as F-box/kelch-repeat protein At3g06240-like. Lineage: Eukaryota; Viridiplantae; Streptophyta; Magnoliopsida; Caryophyllales; Amaranthaceae. Gene Ontology annotation, molecular function: protein binding. Bases 280 to 1518 code for a protein of 412 amino acids. The transcript has 2 exons. The record is from RefSeq and is a predicted model, not a curated record.